GUCUUGUGCAUUUUCAAGGGAUGGAUCCUCUGGACGGGGCGAUGACAUGUGCGCCUAAACCAUUGGCCCUGCCGGAGGAUGAGCACCCCUGGGCCGUGGCGAUGACGGACGCCCUGGCCUGGGCCAAGAACAGCCGCAAGCGGCCCAGGGAGGACGAGCCAGGCCCCGCCGGCGACGGCCACUACGACCUCCUCCAGGUCUCGCGCUCCGCGAGCGGCGCGGAGAUCCGGAGCGCCUACCGGCGGGGGGCGCUGCUGACGCAUCCGGACAAGGGCGGCAACCCCGAGGAGUUCAAGAAGGUGGUGGCCGCCUUUGAAGUCUUGUCGGACCAGCUGCGGCGCAAAGAGUAUGACCGCCAGCUGCAGAAGCAGCAGAGCCGCGAUGGCCUGUCCGCGCAAACGCCCGCGGAAGCGGGCGAGGAGGCGCCCAGCGGAAGGAAGCUGGUGCUGGGGCGCGCCCGCCUGCUCAUGCUGCAGCUCCUGGAGGAGAUUGGAUGGCAAGAGAAGCUGCAGGCGGCGCCCAGGGAGGUGCUGGAGGCCUUGCUGUCUCAGCUGACCCGCAGAAAAGCCGCGGAGCCGGACGCCAGAGCCGAGGAGGGCGCAGUAUCGAGGGCACCGCGGGAGGUGGACCCUCCCGAGGGCUUGCCUCCAGGCUGGACGUGCUUCGAGUACACCUACAAGUCCGGGCUGCUGAAGGGCAAGAAGUACCUCCGCUUCAAUAGCCCCUGGGGGCAGCAGGGCAUCCUGUCGGUGAAGGCGGCCAUCCGCGCUCACGCUGAGCACAGCGGCCUGGACGGCCUCGCCGCGGCCCGCACCUGGGACGCGCGGCGGUUCUCGGCCGCGCCGGCAGCCGCGACUGCCGGCGGCGACGGUGACGGCGAGGUGCCGCGGGAGCCGCAGAGCGAGAGGGUGCGCACGCAGCAACGCAGUAUCUAUGCUGCGAAGGCCAGCAAUGGCAUCGUCAGGUACUUUGUGCAGCUCAGCUACUCCUCUUUCAUCAUCCGAACGGGGCGCACGCUGCAGCUGGCCGAAGCCAUCGACUGGCACAUCGCCCUGACGCAGACCGUGGCCACCGCCUCGGCGCGGCUGCGGCGAAAGGGUGGAAAUCCACUUCCGCCUCUGGAGCAGAGCGAGCUGCGGCAGCUGUUGCAGGCCGAGCCCAGCAUCCAGCUCUCCUUCCGCAGCGCUUUCUCCUCGAAGCACGGCACCAUCUACAGCCCCACCACGCGGGGUCUCGACCUCGCAGUGCAGCAGUACCACGCGCUGCGAGCACUGGUCAGGAGCAGACCCUCCCGGGAUCGCUUGGCAGCUUGCCGCAAGAAGGCGGCAGACGAGGCGUGCGCCCAUCAGAAGGCGCGGCAAGGCCUGGAGCGUCAGCUUCAGAAGGCAGUGCAAGUGGAGCUGCAGUCACGGGCAUGCGGAAGACUUGGUCCAGUUGAAGGACCUUCACCAGCGCUGCAAGCUCCACCCGUCGAGGCUUCUCAGGAUGCUGCCGCGGCGCUGGAACUCAAGGGGGCGCUGGGCUUAACCUGCGCCGCGGCUCGCCGCCUGGCGGCGCAGCUGCGGUGCCUGCCCAAGGCGGAGCUGAGGAGGCGUGUGAAAGUGCUGCAGCACGCGAAGAGCCCGAAGACAAGCUCGCCGGCAAGGCCGGCCGCGGCUGCGGGUGCAAUCGCGGCGAUCGGAACGAGCCAGGCGGAUGCGGGGAGUUUUACCAUAGUGCCUGCGCCGGGAGCUCGCCCUGCGCCAGCGGGGACUUUGUUUGGCCUGCCUUGCGCCGAUGUGGGGGUGGCACUGCUGGCCUCGCUGAGCUUCGAAGAGCUCUUCAGCCUGAACGGAAUGUGCAAGGCCGCCAAAGCGCUGGUGAGCUACGAGACUUGGCGCCGACUCCGUGACUUUUCAUAUCACCCGAGCCUCUUCGAGCCCAAAACCAAGGCGAGCCGCCGGGGCCGAGUGCUGCCAGCCAACAAGGACAUCGUGGCGCAGCGGUUCCUCCACUUCCUUCGGCAGAAUGCCUGGUGCGUGGAGCGUUUGGACCUCCAGCAAUGCGGCGGUCGUGUCUUGGAGUCUCCGCAGCUCCGGGCCGCCUUACGGGACAUGCCACGGCUCCAGCAGCUGGUGCUGCCGUGCCAUGGCUGGAGCUCGCCCACCGAGAGGCAGCGCUUGCUGUGGCACCUGGCGGAGCAGGUCCAGGUCAUGUUGCCAGGUCGGGCGGCUCCGAAGUGUCAGGUCGGAGCCGAGGCGUUGGUGGGCCUCAGCCAGCUGGUGGAAGGAUGGCAGAACUUCUCGGAGAAGGGCAAGCAGGAGGUCCAUAGCCUGCUGCGUAAGGAGGUGGCGCAGGGCCGGCUGGCGCCGCGCAAUAGCGCCAAAUGGCAGUGGGGGGCUGAUGAUCCGGCACUACAACACGUCCGGGCGCUGUUGGAAUCGAUACUUUAAUUCGACGGAGCAUGGUGAGUAUCCUAUGGUUGACAUGGAAGCUGGUUUUGGGGGUCACCCC
This is a messenger RNA of Effrenium voratum, 2493 nucleotides long. NCBI's taxonomy places the organism in Eukaryota, Dinophyceae, Suessiales, Symbiodiniaceae. The record is from the annotation of a GenBank genome assembly.